Botrytis cinerea B05.10 is the source of this 2661-nucleotide messenger RNA. It is a transcript of the gene Bcmet12, whose product is annotated as Bcmet12. Gene Ontology annotation, molecular function: FAD binding; methylenetetrahydrofolate reductase [NAD(P)H] activity. Gene Ontology annotation, biological process: tetrahydrofolate interconversion. NCBI's taxonomy places the organism in Eukaryota, Fungi, Ascomycota, Leotiomycetes, Helotiales, Sclerotiniaceae. Gene Ontology annotation, cellular component: cytosol. The transcript has a single exon. The record is from RefSeq and is a predicted model, not a curated record. The coding region runs from base 371 to 2362 and encodes 663 amino acids.
GACAUGUAAUUUACAAUGAAGAAGCAUUUAACAGUGAUUCUCUAGGAAUCUUGUGAUUUUACUAUUAUUUGUCGGCUUAUAAGUUAAUUACAUUGAUCACAUCCAAAUCACCAAUUGUAUCAAGUUUUAGUGCCGUAUUUCGUAAUUCUUUUAGUGUCAUUUGAUAGCCCUCAUCUCAUCCCGCCCACCGAAAGAAAAAAUAGUAGCCCCGCCAUUCAUCAAAUCAGCCAGCCUUACCAAACCUACAUGAUAUAAAACCAAACGAACAAUCUCGAAAAGACAAUACAACGAGAAAUAAACCCAUUGAUUUCACGACAAGUUCAAAUAAUCGCACUUGAGAGAAUAUCCGUGCAGGAACAAUCACAACAAAAUGGAGAAAAUUACAGAAAAGAUCGCGGCAUUGCCUCCGGACACCAAUUACUUCUCCCUCGAAUUCUUUCCGCCCAAGACCUCAAUGGGUUCUUCAAAUCUACGUGCUCGUCUUGACAGAAUGUCUAGAGCAUUGAGACCUUUAUUUGUUACUGUUACAUGGGGAGCCGGUGGAUCUACCGCGACCAAGUCUUUGGAACUCGCAGAGUUAUGUCAAAGGGAUUUGGGCCUCACAACGUGUCUACAUUUGACCUGCACAAACAUGAGUCGAGCAUUGGUGGAUCAAGCAUUGGAAGAUGCAAAGGCAUUGGGAAUUAGAAAUAUAUUGGCUUUGAGAGGCGAUCCACCUAGGAGCGAGGAAUAUCGUGCCUUGGACGAGAAGAAUGGUGAUACCCCUGCCAUGGAUUGGGAGUUUGAGUGGGCAAUCGAUUUGGUACGAUAUAUUAGAAAACAAUACGGCGAUUACUUUUGUGUCGGAGUUGCGGCAUACCCAGAAGGACAUGCGGAUGAAGGACAUCCUGAGGGUCAGAGCCUUGAACAUGAUCUGCCAUACUUGGUGGAGAAGGUUCAAGCGGGCGCGGAUUUUAUCAUGACACAAUUAUUCUUCGAUGUCGACGCAUACGAUGGAUUUGAACAAAAGCUACGAGAUCAUCCAAGUGGCGCAUUCAAGGAUAUCCCUAUCAUCCCUGGUAUGAUGCCAAUUCAAAGUUAUCAAAUGAUCAAGCGAACUACGAAACUUAGCCACGCGAAACUACCUUCAACUAUUAUAACAAGAUUGGAUGCGGUCCGAGGAGACGAUGAGAUGGUUAAAAAGGUAGGAGUGGAUAUUUUGAGCGAAAUGGUCGAACAUUUGAAGAGCACAAAAUCUCAGUACUCGGGUCCUAGGGGUUUCCAUUUCUACACCCUCAAUUUGGAGAAGGCGGUAUCUUUCAUUUUGGAACGAACAGAACUCAUUCCAGACGCUGAAACUGUCGCCGCUUUGGAACCAGAAUAUGUUCCUACUAUUCCUGACAUCGCAGAUUUAUUGUCUAUCCAUAGUGGAUCUCACAAACGUAGCUCCAGACGUCGAUCAUCUGUUGGAUCUGAUCCUUACAAUCGCAUUAUAAUUACUGCACCUCAAACCUCCAACCCUAGCUUUGAAGCUACAGCCCAAGAAGCUGGUAUUCCAGCUGAAGCUGUCAACUCUCGAGCCAACACUCUUGCAAUUAGUGAAGGAGAAGGUAGUCUUGGUCGAGAGGCCACAUGGGAUGACUUUCCCAACGGUCGUUGGGGUGAUGCUCGUUCUCCUGCUUAUGGAGAGAUCGAUGGAUACGGUGUUUCACUCCACAUGUCGAUUAAUCAAGCUAUCAAACUUUGGGGCCAUCCAAGUUCCAGAGCUGAUAUCACUGACAUCUUCAUUCGUCAUUUAGAAGGUCAACUCACCGCCAUUCCUUGGAGUGAGGAAGGCCUCAAUGAAGAAACCAACUCUAUCAAAAAGCAACUCCUCAGUCUCAAUAAGAAAGGUUGGUGGACUGUAGCUUCCCAACCUGCAGUCAACGGACUCAAAUCCUCAGACUCAAUUUUUGGAUGGGGACCCAAGAAUGGUUUCGUAUUCCAAAAAGCAUUCGUAGAACUCUUCAUUCCAGUAGCCGAUUGGAAAACCUUACACGCUAAACUCACAUCCCCUGAUCUCUGUGACACAGUCUCUUUCUACGCCUCAAAUGCCAAAGGAGAUUUCAUUUCCAGUGAUGAAGCGGUCGGAAGCACAAAUGCAGUUACAUGGGGUGCAUUCCCUGGAAAAGAAAUCAUUACACCGACGAUUAUUGAGGAGGUCAGUUUCAGGGCAUGGGCGGAAGAAGCAUUUGGAAUUUGGGGAGAGUGGGCCAGAGUUUAUGGAAAGGACAGUCAAACGAGGAAGAUUAUUGACGGAAUUAAGGAGGAUGUUUGGUUGGUUAAUGUCAUUCAUCAUGCUUAUGUGGAGGGAGAGGGAUUGUGGGAUGUCCUUUUGAGUUAGGGAGCAUCGUAGCUAGAGAUGGGAAAUCGGAUCAGGAAGGAUAUUGAAUGCGAUGGCUGCUUUGGAUGGAUGCAUCUUAUGGAUUUGAAUAAAUUAGUUGGCUGCAUACAUGAUAGGUGGGAGGGAUUAGUUAAAGGUGUUGGGCGUAUAGGAGAAUCAUCAGAUUGAAUUCAACUUUGUUUUUGAUUAACUAUAUGAAUUCAAAAGGAUUGAAUGCCUCUGGGUUGUUGCUGGGGGAUUCUGAAUGUAUCUUGAUUGCUUCAAUAUUGUGUAUAAACUUUGAAUUUGUGUGGCAACUA